AAAGUGCAAGUACAGCAACUUUUAAGGAAGAGAAUGCAUGUGCUCGAGUAUUUCCUCGGUACCCACAAGCUAGGUACAAAAUAGGUCGUUUGACUCGUUCACCAUACAAAGCAUAAAUCUGCGCCUAUCUUCCCCAUCACAAAUUCCCUCUUCAAUCUCAAUAAUUUCGGUCUGAUCUGUCCAUGAAAAUGGUGUCCAAGCUUGGCACCUGGUUGGUACCUGUCUUUGUGAUUCUGUUGGUGGGGAUGUCCACCGCAUCUGAAAUCACCGCUGAAGAAGAAGAGCUUUCUUCCAUGGUGGAGCGCCACGAACAAUGGAUGGUGCGCCAUAAUCGUUCGUACGCCGACGAAGCCGAGAAGGCCAAGCGAUUCCUUGUGUUCAAGAAGAACGCGGAGUUUGUCGACUCUUUCAACAAAGGCGAUCAUUCUUACACACUGGGUCUCAAUGACUUCUCCGAUUUGACCGACGAUGAGUUCACCAGUUCAAUGAUGGGUAACGAACUUACAGAUCUCAGUAGUGAUUAAUCAGUGAUUCGAUUUCUUGGAUCUGGGUUUUACUUCACUUUUUGACUUUUUGAUGUAAUUAUCGUGAUUAGACAAGUGUUUUUCAUUUACUACUCCGAAAGUCCGGAUGAAGAAAUACAGUUCUCAUUCUGUAAUUAGCUAAUUAGCUAAUUUGGUACUCCGUAUCUGGUAAACCGCAGUGCCCUCCCUCUUUAAUUAUAGUAUGAUGAUAGAUAGUAUGAACGUAUAUUUUCUCUGCAA
This is a messenger RNA of Cuscuta epithymum, 764 nucleotides long. The record is from the annotation of a GenBank genome assembly. Lineage: Eukaryota; Viridiplantae; Streptophyta; Magnoliopsida; Solanales; Convolvulaceae.